This is a messenger RNA of Electrophorus electricus (electric eel), 2022 nucleotides long. RefSeq names its product SDE2 telomere maintenance homolog (S. pombe) (gene sde2). The record is from RefSeq and is a predicted model, not a curated record. Lineage: Eukaryota; Metazoa; Chordata; Actinopteri; Gymnotiformes; Gymnotidae. Gene Ontology annotation, cellular component: nucleus.
AAUUGGGAGUUUAAAACGUUCAUACUCUUGAGUUUUCCGUAGUGACGUAUAUGUGUGUCGACAGUUCAUUAGCCUCAACUGCGACGGUGCGGUAAAGUAAAUAACAUGGAAGUCUUCGUCAUUUCUCAUUCUUUACGAUUUAUUAAUCUUUCUGUCGUAAAUGGAUCGACAGUAGGGGAUCUAAAGGGAUUGCUUGUCUCCAGUGAAGGAAUCCCGUCUGAGGAUUUCUACGUUAAACACAAUGGCCAAAUAUCAAACAACGACAACAAACUCCAAGCUGGAGCAGUUUAUCGCCUGGAACUUCGUCUGUGUGGAGGCAAAGGGGGUUUCGGCUCUAUGCUGAGAGCGCUUGGGGCGCAGAUUGAGAAAACCACUAACCGCGAGGCAUGUAGGGAUUUGAGCGGACGGAGACUGCGCGACGUCAAUCACGAAAAAGAGAUGGCCGAGUGGCUGAAGAAGCAAGCGGAGCGUGAAGCGGAGAAGGAGCAGCGGCGUUUGGAGCGCAUUCAGAGGAAGCUGGCCGAGCCGAAGCACCACUUCACAGACGCGGACUACGAACAGCAGUGCCACGAUCUCUCCGAGAGACUGGAGGAUUCUGUGCUGAAAGGCAUGCAGGCCUCAUCCAGUGGCCUAGUGCAGGCAGUGGAAGGGCCAACUCGCAAACGCCCGGCUCAGAAACAUGGCCAUGCCUCAACAAAAAGGAAUCGUUUCUGGACUGGUCUUGAGGACCUGGCCAGCAUAGACAGUUCGGAUGGAGACAGUGAUGGCUGUGAAGCUGAAACAUCUUCCUCCAGCUCAACUUCCGUCUCUGGGGCUUCGGGCAGCUCUCCACCAGCUGCAGUACCAGUAGACUCCAGCAGGGGGAAUGGUGAUCCCAAGCCUGGGGCUUCCGACAGCUCUCCGCCAGCUGCAGUACCAGUAAACUCCAGCAGGGGGAGUGAGGAUCCUGAGCCUGGGGCUUCGGGCAGCUCUCCACCAGCUGCAGUACCAGUAGACUCCAGCAGGGGGAAUGGUGAUCCCAAGCCUGGGGCUCCCGACAGCUCUCCGCCAGCUGCAGUACCAGUAGACUCCAGCAGGGGGAGUGAGGAUCCUGAGCCUGGGGCUUCCGACAGCUCUCCGCUAGCUGCAGUACCAGUAGACUCCAGCAUGGGGAGUGAGGAUCCUGAGCCUCAGGACCAUCCCAACAACAGCAGUCACACCAGCAGCCCAGCCACCUGCUCCCCCUCCCACAGCCAGGAGCGAGUGGGAGAGGAGGAGGUGGGCACACGGGAGUGUACCCCAGAAGAGGAAAGCACACACAACAGCGGCGGUGGGCAUGAAUCCGACGAGGCUGUUGUCACGGACACCAAAGACAUGGGGGAGAACGACAUCUGCCCACCUGAAAGUGAAGACACACAGCCAGCUCAGCCAGUGCAGGCAGAGGGCCCAGUGGACCUGCUGUCUGUGACAGGGGUGGAGGAGCUGGAGGCCCUGGGUCUGGAGCAGCUGAAGGCGGAACUGAUGCGGCGGGGGCUGAAGUGCGGGGGGACACUGCAGCAGCGUGCCGCGCGCCUCUACUCUGUCAGAGGCCUGCAGCCAGAUCAGAUUGAUCCCGCACUCCUAGCCAAACCCAGCAAGGGCAAGAAGAAAUAGCCUGGACAAACGCAUCAUUUUGUUUCUAAUAUUUACUCUAUAAUUUACUCUGUUUUUUUAAAUUACAUUUACUUGGAGGUAUUUCAUUAAGAUUUUGUCACUUUAAGAUCGUCAGCCAUGUGCUCGCUGGUUGAAAGUAGGAUCUAUGCUCCAAGAUUCUGCUUAAUCAUCCUAUUUUAAAUAACCUCUUAAUUUGUUAAUAAUGAAUACAUGGAGAUGUGUUCUGUGUAGAGAGGGAAGAGAUGAAUGCACUGUGUAAGAUUUCAGGCAUAUAAAAUGGAGAAGUAAUAUGUCAAAUACCUAACUAUAAAAGUUUCAGUUAAUUUUUUUUUUCACCAUUUACUGUAGUUGUGCAUUUUGAUUUAGUAAAGUACCAUUUCACACUUCUAA